Messenger RNA from Scatophagus argus, 6296 nucleotides. It is a transcript of the gene csnk1g1, whose product is annotated as casein kinase 1, gamma 1. Gene Ontology annotation, molecular function: ATP binding; protein serine/threonine kinase activity. NCBI's taxonomy places the organism in Eukaryota, Metazoa, Chordata, Actinopteri, Scatophagidae. Gene Ontology annotation, cellular component: nucleus; plasma membrane; cytoplasm. The record is from RefSeq and is a predicted model, not a curated record. Gene Ontology annotation, biological process: positive regulation of canonical Wnt signaling pathway; peptidyl-serine phosphorylation; endocytosis.
GUUUUUCUACAUCCGGUGCGUUCGAACCUUUCACGAGCAGCGAAGACAGACAAACAGCGAAGAAUGGAGACGGCUGCUAACGAUACUCCGCCGUUAGCGUGAAACAUCAGUAACAACUAGUAACACCGAAAACCUUACAUUAAGCUCGGGGCAUUCGUGUACAUUUGGCGUGACAAAUACACGAGCCGUGUCCCGAGCUUCUGGAUUUAUCACAACGAAGGUCACCCACCUUCUCCCUGCUGUGACAAAUGUUGAGAGCAGAGAUCAGCCUGUUCCACGACUGUUAGAGGUGACGGGGUGAGGACGGGAAGGAGUGUCGGUUAGCUGUGCCAGCUUUUGUCUCAUGAGAGUGACUGUGCCAUUCAGGCACCGUCAGUGACCAGGGCUGUGGCUGUGGUGGGCCCGGCCCAGGAGGCCUCUUUGUACAUCACUCCUGGCUCCUGCUGACCUGUGCUGCUCACACCAUGGAUCAACAGAGAGAUAAAUAUGGCGAGCGGCCCACAAGGGCCGCUAAAGUUUCCCAGGGAAGCCGUAGUGGACACUCGUCCCGACCAUCUGGCUUCAAGCUCCUCCGGGGUUCUCAUGGUGGGGCCAAAUUUUCGUGUGGGAAAGAAGAUCGGCUGUGGAAACUUUGGCGAACUGAAGCUCGGUAAAAAUCUGUACACCAACGAGUAUGUAGCUAUUAAACUGGAACCAGUGAAGUCGAGGGCGCCGCAGUUGCAUUUAGAGUACCGGUUCUACAAAACUCUGGGAACUACAGCUGAAGGCAUCCCUCAGGUGUUCUACUUUGGGCCCUGUGGGAAAUACAAUGCCAUGGUUCUAGAGCUGCUGGGCCCGAGUCUAGAGGACCUCUUUGACCUUUGUGACAGGACCUUUUCACUGAAGACUGUCUUAAUGAUUGCAAUUCAGCUGAUUUCUCGAAUGGAGUACGUGCACUCUAAAAACCUCAUCUAUAGAGAUGUGAAGCCCGAAAACUUUCUCAUUGGACGGCAAGGGAAUAAAAAGGAACACAUUAUCCACAUCAUUGACUUUGGCCUGGCAAAAGAAUACAUCGACCCCGAGACCAAAAAACACAUUCCAUACCGGGAGCAUAAGAGCUUGACUGGCACUGCGCGAUAUAUGUCCAUCAAUACACAUUUAGGCAAAGAGCAAAGCCGGCGAGAUGACCUGGAGGCCUUAGGCCACAUGUUCAUGUAUUUCCUUCGUGGAAGUCUACCGUGGCAAGGACUAAAGGCCGACACGUUGAAAGAACGAUACCAGAAGAUCGGCGACACAAAACGAAACACUCCCAUUGAGGUCCUCUGUGAGAACUUCCCAGAGGAGAUGGCCACCUACCUACGAUACGUGAGACGGUUGGACUUCUUUGAAAAACCCGACUAUGAAUAUCUGAGGACUCUGUUCACUGAACUGUUUGAGCGAAAAGGAUACACCUUUGACUACACUUACGACUGGGUUGGCAGGCAGAUACCCACACCCGUGGGGUCUGUCCACAUAGACUCUGGGGCGUCUGCUGUCACGAGAGAGAGCCAUCCUCACAGAGACCGGCCCUCACAGCACCCACCAGUUCGAAAUCAGACCGCAGUCUCAGAUCGACGAGGAGCAUGGGAGGUGCAGCCAACACGCCAAGCAAACUCCUAUCUGACCUCCCACCUGGCAGCGGACAGGCAUGGGGGCUCAGUGCAGGUGGUCAGCUCGACCAACGGGGAGCUGAACGCAGACGAUCCACUGGCAGCUCAUUCCAACGCUCCGAUUACAGCUCAGGCAGAGGUGGAAGUGGUCGACGAGGCCAAGUGCUGCUGUUUCUUCAAGCGAAAACGGAAGAAGAACACACCGAGGCACAAAUGAUCGUCCGCCACUGGCCUGAAACGCUCCAAGUGUCAGUCGAUUGUGAUUUCAGAAAUCAAUAAGGUCCCAUUCAAAAAUAAAAGAGGGAGACAAACUGAAAGAUGUUGAUUGAAAAGCGCUCUGGAGGGACCAGUUAAAAAUGGUUUGAGAUGUACAAGAUGCUUGUGUCUUUAGAUGGGAGUAUUUUUUUGCUUUAUUAUUAUUUUGUUUUUUUCCCCUCCUCCUGUGUGGAAGUAUUUUGCAGGCCAGUCAUCCAAACGGGGAACCUUUUUGUUGGAAUUGUGCAGAGGAUAAUCUUUUUCCUCCUCCCCAAGACGCCCAGCAUUUGUGUUUUUCUCUCCUUGUUUUUGUCAGAUUUUCUGCUCCCGUUUCCCUCCUGUGGUAUUGCAAAGGAAGCGACGUUUCUUCCUGUGGAAUCUUGCCACCGUCAACAUGUUGCAUACUAUGAUUUCUUUCUUCGACUCACAGAAUCAUAUUUUCAUUUCCCCUCUGUCAAGUCCCGGUUCAGAGUAGUUUGCCCCUGGUUAGUUUGCUAACUCAUCUCGACACAAAGCCCUUUUGGUCUUUCCUGACGUGGGACUGAAUGUAAACCUGAACACACGAGGAGCCAAAAGCGUAACCGCCCAUCCUCACGUACAGGCACAAAGAGCUUCAGUCUGCCAUUUGGCCCCUGCACUUUUUUCCCUCCAAAGAGGUCAACCCUGGCACUGAGAGAACAGAAGACCAAGGACGCCUCCUGCACUGUGUUCUCUGAGGAUGAAUUCUGCUCACGCUGCUUGGUUAAAGCGCUCCCCUUAGCCACGCUGCUGUCAAAACACACUACAGUCUCUUUUGACGCUCAUGCAGUCUUGCUUCUGUUGGCUUUGUGAUGAUGAGCGGCAACCUGACACUCCUAGAUGGGGCUGAAAAAAAAUGCUAUUUAUGCUAUUUAUCUCUUGGUUGCCACUGGUUUUCUUACUAAUUCUAAAACAUACACACUGAAUGUAUGGACAGAAAAGUAAAUGACUUUGGAGCAUUUAUAUGAUCUGUCAUGUGCAUGGGAAGGAAAUUGCUGUUAAGACCCAUGUGUAAAGGAAAAAGACAAAAAAAGGAAAAUCAUGAGACCAAAACUAAGUGUGUUAGAGGGUGGGAGGGUCUUAAAUGUUCUUGAUCUUAAUAAUGUGAUGGUUAAUAAUGGACUCUGCACCAGUAGACACUGGGAGAUGUUGCUUUGGAUUGAGAAAACAAACAAGGAAAAAAAAAUCACAGCCUCGCAACACUACUGUCUAAUGCCUUAACCCCCCCCUCCCCCCAACCGGCCGACCAGUCGACCAUCACAUCACGCCACCAGUUGGAUAAACAAGUUGGCGGCAUGACGGUUGUGAGAUGUGCGGCGCAACCUUUGGGCUCACUCGUAUAAAUAAAACCCAAAGUUGCAGGCUGUUCCCAGCUAGCAUCAGAGCGGUUGAUGACUUCUCUCGUAACUCUGAGGAUGUGUUCCCAAGAGAGCAAUGCCAAACGGGAGGCUUGGCGUAAUAAUCUGUUAAUGGUGUUCAGACGUCCCUGCCCCUGAGCGUCCAGCCGGGAGACCCCGUGUACGGCAAAAGUGAUGUUUUAUGUUUGGACGGUCCCUCUCCUCGACGCAGAGAGAGAGAGAGGGAUAACCUUAACGUCGGCGUGAAGGCGAAGGCGAAUAAGUGAACAUGUCCAUACCAUUUUAAUUUUCAUUUAGUGUCAUGGAGGACUGCCUUGAAACAAUAUCCUCGAUACGUCACCUUGCCUAUCCUCCUAACAGAGAGUGAAUUACCGUACAUAGGUGUUUUAUUUUUUUAUUUUAUAUCUUGCUAAUGUGAAUUUUUUUAAUGCAAUCUUAGUUUUUUUUGUUUUGUUUUGUUUUUUGUUUCCAUUCCAAAUAGCCAUGGUUUUAUGGGGAAAGAGAGGGUAACAAAAAAGCUUGAGACCAUGACUGCACUACAUUUGUUGACCCCCGGCUUUCCCUGAGAAGACCCUGCCUUCUUAAUACUGUACUUUAAACGUGCUUGUUACUUUAAUUGUAGCUGCCUCGUAUGCUAGGCCUUCCCUAUAGGGUGCAGGGAAUACACAAUAUAUUGAAUUUUUUUUUAUUAUAAUUUUUUUUUUAAUCCCCACCCACUCCUUUUUUUAUUGUGCCAUGACACCACCCUCCUCUUCCCCUUCCCUUUCUCUCUGCACGCACGCAUGCACGCACACACACACAUACAUACACACACACACACACAAGUCCUAGAUGAAUCAGCUCUCAGUGGCGUGUUUAGAUUUGGCGUUUUGUGGACCUGCUCCAUCAUCUUUAGUAAUACAAUGUUGUAGAUGUUGCAAACUAUCUCAAUGAAUCAGUAUGUAAACCUGCUUGUCGCGUGUAUUUACACUGUAUAGCUUUUGGUUUCUUCUUUAACCCCUGACAUGUCAGUUACUCCAGGGUCUAAGUUAUUGUGUUCUUGAAAGUACUUGAAUAUGAAAAUUUACGGGACCUUUUCUGUUUGUUUGGGGCUUUUGUUUUAUUUGUUGUUGUUUUUUUUUUUUUGUCAUUAUCAUAAUAAUUCCACACAUAGGAUUUGAAGGGGAUUGUUGGGAAAACAGGCUAUUUGAAUGACAGGUAUUCAUUCGUUUGAGAUGUGUUAGUGCCUCUUGAGUGUGUUGGACAGGUGACGUUUUUAUCCGACUCACCUGGGGAGUCCUGUGCCGGCUGGUGUACAAAGGAAAAGAAAAAAAAAAAUAAAUAAAAACUGGUGUGGGUUUCGUUGUUUUUUACCAAGAAGUGGUGCAGUUAGAUGUUGGUUUGGAUGCUAAGUCAUUCACCAGUUUGUAUUUUGAUCUGGUGUGGGUGAAACCGUUCAUUUUGUUUUUGUCCCCAGACACCAAACCUGUGACAUCUGCUGCCUGUGCUUGUCCCCACAGAGCAUCACCCGGCACCUGGACUGUUUCAUUCCAGCUACCUGAGAAAAGUUGAAAGUAUUUCCGUUGUAGUGAGAUGGAUAUCCAGACUAUAUAGCCUUCAACGUUCCCUCUGAAUUCCCAGAGUGCCAUUCCUGAGACUACUACUAGCCCAUGCCUUUUACCUGUGCCAGGAAAAUAUGAAGUUGAAUGUUUUUUUUGACCAUCACAUUCCACGUUGUGUCCUUGAUGUGUCCACGGUCAUUUUGAAAAACCGCAGAGCAGCAAAGGCUCAGCUCAGUACCAGAAGUGUUGUUGGAGAUGUCAACGAGCGUUGGAAAUUACAAAGUGUUUUAUGAGUUGUUUCUGUUGGUUUCUUUCUUGUUUUUUUUCUUUUCUUGUAGAUCAAAAGAAACCAACAGCAUUUUACUGACCGAACUUAUCGUUUCAGAGUUGAAUUUGUGACUGGUCAUCUUUGCAACAUCGGCUUCAUUCUUAAACUUUGGGUGGCCGAGCUGUUCGGCUCCUGGCUGAAAUGGUAGAUAUAGAUAUAUUACUCUGAUGUAUUUACGUUUUACUCUCUGGGCCUCAUACAGAGCGAUAUAGGAGUACUCUGUAUGCUUUGUGUCUGCAUGGCUUACGUGGAGACGGCAGCGAGCGGUUCCUCUCCAGUGAAUUUUCUCACCUGUAGGGCUCAUAUACUGUGGGCUCAGUGAGACGUUAUGACUUCCAGUCCUCCUGUAAAAUAAACUUAAGAUAAACAUUUUCAUGUCUUCUCACCGCACAUUCCACUUCAGUUCACAUCUUUUCUGGUAACCUUCACUUCAGUCAGACUUGUGUUUAUGGCUUUGGUUGUGUGUAAGUCACAUUUCUGUGUGUCAAAGCUGUGUAAAUCAAAGCAAAGGACAGAUAAAAGUGUGAAUGAAUGGCUGAGGUCUUUUUGGGUUCUCUGGCACUUUUUCCUUGUUGCUGUACUGUAGAAUUGUCUUGGAUUUACUGUAUAUUUUUUCUUUGAGGGAGAGGUUUUGGGUGACAUUUACUGCAAUAUUGUGAUGAUUAUUUGAAAAUUGUAAAUUGUACAGAGUUCACAGUUAUACUCUUUGUUCUUUCUGUUGGGAUUACAUUAAAAAUAUGUAUUCUUUGAUAUUUUUUUCCCUCUCAGACUGUGGAAAAUCAAAUUGUACAGCUCCAAGAGGUUAUCCUCCCCUCAGCAUUGUUUUUUUUUUUCAGAGCUAUGAUUAAGACAAAUCUUAAAAUUGUAAAUAAAUAUUAUUGUGUUGAAAUAUGAAUGUCACUUCAAAAAUGUAUUUGAAUGAGUUAGUCAAGGGCUUCAAGAAUGAAGGACCCACAUUUCUUCUUUUUAUGGUUUCAUAUUUUUAAUUUACAGAAAGGUAAAGAUCCUUUUUAUCUGAGAUGCCUGUUUUUUCCCCCCUCGUUGGAUUCAUAUAAUACAAUGUUUCACACAUGAACCUUAUAAAAAUCACUUUUUAUUCCCUCCACACCUAAAGGGAAACUCCAGUUUGCACCCUUUUUUAUGUAAAAUAAAAGAUCUCUCCACCUUG